CAUCUCGCCAGUAGUCAACACAUCAUCUCGCCAGUUGUGGUAGUGUCCACGUCAACUCUACUGUCUCUACAACGAUUAAACGUUUCAUGAUGAAGAUGAUUUGGCUGUUAGCUCUGGCGCUGUUGGCUGUUCCGGUAGCGGCCAGAUCGAGUGGCGCCCCCUCAACAGCCUGCCAGACCAUGAUCCCCACCCACGGGACGAACGUCCCCAGGUCUGACACCAGCCCGUUCACAAUUCUCGUCUCACAAGCUGUCUACAGGCCGGGUGACAAUAUCACAGUGAUGUUAAAAGGCAUGUGCGGGAACCAGUUCCUCGGGUUCCUCAUCCAGGCCCGACGGGUGGACAAGAAUGACGUCAGGACUCAGCAGAGGCCGCUAGAGGCGCUGGGCAUCUUCUCGCUGGUGCCGGGCAGCAGAUUCGAGUGCGGGGAGGGACGCAACACUCUGACGCAUGCUGGACGUCUAAAUGUGACGUCACUUGUCGUGACGUGGACAGCUCCUACAGUGCCACAAGGUCAUCUUCAGUUCACAGCGACCCUUGUCCAAAAGUUUGAGACCUUCUGGACCAAAGUGACGUCUGCCGUCAUCCAAGACCCCGCCUCCCCGCCCCUGUCCGUCAGCCCGGGGGAGCUACGCAGCCCUUUCACCCCGCCCUGCGAUGGGGACAGGCCAACCACAUCGACGGCUGUCGCAGUCACGACAACCACAUUAACAACGUCAACCCCAACCCAGCCAACCACACCAACCAACAGUUUAAUCAACCCAUCCACGCCAGUCGAUCUCGUGACGACAACUCAGACGUUUAUGACGUCAUCGGUUGUCCAGGAGCCGCUGCCCACAGGGCCACCAUCUCACCCGCUAACAACGCCGGCUUCGACAGCAGACGUGAAGCCGCCAUCUUGGUCCGUGGCGUCGGCCUUUGAGGCAGACUUGAUGGACGAUCCCAAAUGUGGCCAGGACCGCGGCUGUUUCCUGUCGUGUCGCGCCAAAUCUUGUGACGCGGUGGUCAUGUGGGCAGAUCUGGGCGACCACGUGUGGUUUGACAUAAGAGCCAAGAUGGCCGCCAAACUUCCGGCACAGUACGUAGCUGUGGGCUUCUCAUCGGACACACAGAUGGGUUCUGACAGCGUGGUGGAGUGUCUUGUGACCAGUGACCACCGCAACACCGUCCAGCUGUCCUACAACAGCCGCUUCGACAACUCCGUACUGGAGCAAGUGGAAGGUGUUCUGGUGAAGGAGCAGAUUGAGGUCAAGGACGGUACCAUCCGGUGUCAGUUCGCCAGAAAAAAAUUUCUCACCCGUGAAGGUCAAAUCUAUGACCUUGAAAAGGACUGGUACAUUUUUGUAGCUCAGGGGCUGGUGAAAAACGGACUAAAGGAAGAGCACGUGACCUUGCCAGCAGUGAGCAGCAAGAUGGCGGACUUUCAAAGUCGUCUGGUGUUGUACCAAGCGACCAAAUCCAACAUUUUCAUCAAGGCACAUGCCUGUAUGAUGCUCGUGGCCUGGGUCUUCUGUGCCAGUGUGGGGACGGUCAUGGCCAGGUUCUACAAACAUCUGUGGCCCCACACAAUGUUGUGUGGGAGGAAGGUGUGGUUCACGGUACACCGCGCGUGUAUGAUGUUGGCGGCCGCCCUGACGGUCGCGGCUUUUGUGCUCGUCUUCCUGCACGUCAAGGGGCUCAGUGACAUCAGCAUCCUGCGACUGAAAAAACUUCACCCCGUCAUUGGCAUCGCUGGGACUGCCUUGGUUCUUCUACAGACCGCCAUGGGUCUUUUUAGACCCAGCUCGCUGGCCCAGAGCCGACCAGUCUUCAACUGUGGCCAUCUGUUUCUAGGGGCGACAACCCAUCUUGUUACAGUAUUUAACCUGGUGUUGGGCUGUCAGCUUCAGACAGCAAACAUCCACUUCUCCAUCGUCUACAUGCUCUACGCCUUCGCUGCUUACCAUGUGCUGGUCUUUCUUACACUGGAGAUUAUUUUGUGCAAGAUACGAGUUAAUGUCAAGAAGCAACAGUCCUACGCCAUCUAUGAGAUGAGGAACGCCAUGUACUCCAGUACCAAGGACUUGCUGGACGUGGGGACACCAGAGCCCAAGGGUGCAGCUGUCCUCCGUGUAGUACUGGGUACUCACGCGCUGCUGAUCGGCUCACUGACGACCGCCAUGGUAGCGAUGGUCAUACUCUUGGACGGUCAACACACCGGUCAGCGCUAGCCGGAUAGACGGUCAACAGCGAUAGCAAAUGUCUCAAGUUUUCAUUAUGCCCC
Physella acuta is the source of this 2263-nucleotide messenger RNA. Its product is annotated as ferric-chelate reductase 1. NCBI's taxonomy places the organism in Eukaryota, Metazoa, Mollusca, Gastropoda, Physidae. The record is from RefSeq and is a predicted model, not a curated record. Gene Ontology annotation, cellular component: membrane.